UAAUACAUAAAGUGUCCGGACUGGAAGGGGGGGGAAAGUGUCCGGACAGGAAGGGGGUGAAAGUGUCCGGACUGGAAGGGGGUGAAAUGUGUCCGGACUGGAAGGGGGGAAAGUGUCCGGACUGGAAGGGGGGGGGGGAAAGUGUCUGGACUGGUAGGGGGGGGAAAAAGUGUCCGGACUGGAAGGAUGGGGAAAGUGUCCGGACUGGAAGGGGGGGGGAAAGUGUCCGGACUGGAAGGGGGGGAAAGUGUCCAGACUGGAAGGGGGUGAAAGUGUCCGGACUGGAAGGGGAUGAAAGUAUCCGGACUGGAAGGGGGGGGGGAAAGUGAAAGUGUCCGGACUGGAAGGGGGGGGGAAAGUGUCCGGACUGGAAGGGGGGGGGAAAGCAUCCGGACUGGAAGGGGGGGAAAGCGUCCGGACUGGAAGGGGGGGAAAGCGUCCGGACUGGAAGGGGAGGAAAGUGUCCGGACUGGAAGGGGGGGAAAGCGUCCGGACUGGAAGGGGGGGAAAGCGUCCGGACUGGAAGGGGGGAAAGCGUCCGGACUGGAAGGGGGGGGGAAAGCGUCCGGACUGGAAGGGGGGGAAAGUGUCCGGACUGGAAGGGGGGGAAAGUGUCUG
Staurois parvus is the source of this 618-nucleotide messenger RNA. The record is from the annotation of a GenBank genome assembly. Lineage: Eukaryota; Metazoa; Chordata; Amphibia; Anura; Ranidae.